This is a messenger RNA of Spea bombifrons (plains spadefoot toad), 1897 nucleotides long. RefSeq names its product MIER1 transcriptional regulator (gene MIER1). NCBI's taxonomy places the organism in Eukaryota, Metazoa, Chordata, Amphibia, Anura, Pelobatidae. Gene Ontology annotation, molecular function: transcription corepressor activity; histone deacetylase binding. Gene Ontology annotation, biological process: negative regulation of transcription by RNA polymerase II. The coding region runs from base 98 to 1588 and encodes 496 amino acids. The record is from RefSeq and is a predicted model, not a curated record. The transcript has 13 exons. Gene Ontology annotation, cellular component: nucleoplasm.
UUAUUCCGGCUGGCGCUCAGAGCGCAGGUUGCUGCGGCUUCCGCCUCCAUCCGGGCACUUGCGCUGACCCGCGAUGUGACCCGUCAGUACGGCAAACAUGGCGGAGCCUUCACUUGGGACCGCGAGCCCAGGGGGUUCGGCAACAUCCGACGACCACGAGUUCGACCCAUCGGCAGACAUGUUGGUUCACGAGUUUGACGAUGAAAGGACUUUGGAGGAGGAAGAAAUGAUGGAAGGGGAAGUGAAUUUCACGUCUGAAAUCGAGCACCUGGAAAGGGAAAGUGAGAUGCCUAUCCAUGAACUGUUACGGCUUUAUGGGUACGGAAGCACCGUCCCCCUGCCGGGAGAAGAGGAAGACGAGGAAGAUGAUGAGGAUAACGAUCAAAACAGCGGCUGCAGUGGUGAAAAUAAGGAUGAAACUGCUAAGGAUUCAUCAGGACCUGAAGAUGAAACUCAGUCGUUCAACGAUGACCCGGCGCCGUCUGCUACAUGUCCGGAUGUACAGGAGGUGAUCAGACCUCGGAGGUGCAAAUACUUUGAUGCAAACAAUGAAAUAGAAGAGGAAUCUGAAGAUGAUGAAGAUUAUAUUCCAUCGGAAGACUGGAAAAAGGAAAUUAUGGUGGGCUCGAUGUUUCAGGCUGAAAUCCCGGUUGGCAUCAGCAAGUACAGGGAAACUGAGAAAGUGUAUGAAAACGACGACCAGUUGCUCUGGAAUCCGGACUUUGUUUUGGAGGAGAGAGUGAUUGAGUUUCUGAGCGAGGCAUCAAGGAGGACCGGUGAAGAGAAGGGUCUGGAGGCAAUUCCUGAAGGAUCUCAUAUUAAAGAUAAUGAACAGGCGCUGUAUGAGCUGGUGAAAUGUAACUUCGACACAGAAGAGGCCCUUCGGAGGCUAAGAUUCAACGUGAAAGCCGCGCGAGAAGAGCUCUCUAUUUGGACGGAAGAGGAAUGCAGAAAUUUUGAACAAGGACUUAAAGCGUACGGGAAAGACUUCCAUUUGAUUCAGGCCAAUAAGGUGAGAACGAGGUCUGUGGGGGAGUGUGUCGCCUUUUACUACAUGUGGAAGAAGUCUGAACGAUACGAUUUCUUUGCUCAGCAAACGCGGUUUGGGAAGAAGAAAUACAAUCUCCAUCCUGGAGUAACGGACUAUAUGGAUCGUCUCUUGGAUGAAAGUGAGAGUGCGGCGUCUAGCAGAGCCCCCUCGCCACCUCCGGCCAACUCCAACAGCAGCGCCAGCCAAUCGGAGAAGGAGGACAGCUCGGCUGGCAACAGCCAGAACGGUGUAGCUGCCAACGGCCCGAGCGAUUUGCCUGCAUACAGGGAUGAAGCCAAACCAGAACACGUCCAUCUAAACGGCCCGACGCACAGCGGCGCCGAACAAUCUUCCAACGACACCGACACCAACGGCUACAACCAAGAAAACUCAGCGGGCGAAUCCAAACCCAGCCAUCCAAACACGAGUAACGACGACGACGAGCCGGAGGAGAAAAGCGACAGAGCCGCCAAAAGGCGACGAAUCGACAGCCCCGGGAAGGAAAGCCCGGCGUCCUCUGAAUUCUCUCAGGAAGUAUAUUCACAAGGCGAGCUUUAAGGGAAAAUCCUCGACUUUUCAGACACUUCUGAAACAAAUACGUUUUCUGUGAGUCUUGGAUUUUCAGGGUCGGCUUAUUUAUCGAUUGUUUUUUUAUUUUUUUGUGAGCCCCCCCAGCAAAUUUGAUUCAUAGACAGCCGAUGGAAGCGUUUUUUUGUAACGUGGGGUCUUUAUUUUAACGAGAGUUUAAAUGACCUACCUAAAGAAUGUAUUUUUUCAGUAAAACAUACAAAGUUAAUAAUUCUCAUUUUUAACCCUUUCUGCAUCUCUACACAUGCAGAUAUAUAAUUUUUUUUUAAAGUUUGUUUC